Molecule: messenger RNA, 3536 nt
Organism: Caretta caretta (loggerhead turtle)
Lineage: Eukaryota; Metazoa; Chordata; Testudines; Cheloniidae
Gene: ANKZF1
Product: ankyrin repeat and zinc finger peptidyl tRNA hydrolase 1
Biological process (GO): ERAD pathway
Molecular function (GO): protein binding
Source: RefSeq, a predicted model, not a curated record
CUGGGCAGUCAGGGCACAAGGUCCCCGUGGCCUGUCCUGGCCUGCGCUGACCCCUCUAACUGCAUUGCCGCCUUCAGGAGAUCGACAAUCGUGCGUCGGACCCUCAGGAACCCGGAGAUUGGCCCCCAAAUGGCGACAUUUAAACCCAGAUUUAAUUGUGUGUUUUCGGCCAGUCUCGUGGUGUUUGAAACCCCCCUCGCACCCCUUCCCAAGACUCCUGCUGGAAACAAUGCAGCCCCUCGAGGUCAGGUCUGUGUUUGAGGCUGCCCAGGACCCCACCUUCCUGCAUGGACUCUCCCUCGUCAAUGGCGUUUCAGAGGACGUGCGGUCCAUAGACUCUAAUGCCAUAACGCAAGAGAAGCUAGUGGUGGCCAUUAGGGAGGAGAGAGCCCGAGGGGUCCCAGAGAUAUCGGACCGGAUGUGCUGCUCAGCCUGCUCCCGGGUGUUUGACAGCAGGGAGGAGCAGACUGAGCAUUACCGCCUGGACUGGCACCGCUUUAACCUGAAGCAGCGUUUGCUGGGGCGCCGGGCACUUGCAGCAGAGGAGUUUGAGGAGAAGACCCGUGCAGGUGAUGUCUCCAGCAUCUCCGGGUCCGAUUCUGACAACUCCGAUUCGGGCAGCGAGACCAACCUGCUCCCUCCCCGAGGCCAUGCAGACCCAGGGAGCGGCCAGCAGAGCCACCGCUCGGCUAAGGUUCUGUUCCGCAACUCCCAGGGCCAGCUGCUCUCCGCCUACCGCUGUGUGCUGGGCAGUAAGAAGGGUGGUGGUGAGCAGCAGGCGGAGCUGGUGGCAUCUCUGCAGAGCCUGGGCGCAGGCACCUGUUGGGUUAUCCUGAUGACAGGCGGUGGACACUUUGCAGGAGCCGUCUUCAGGGGGCCUGAGGUGCUGGAUCACAAGACCUUCCAUCGGUACACGGUGCGUGCCCGCCGCGGCACGGUGCAGGGAGUGCGCGAUGCCCAGGGCCAGGCCUCCAUGCCCAAAUCGGCUGGUGCCUCGCUGCGGCGUUACAACGAGGCGGCUCUGCUCAAGGACAUCCAGGACCUACUGGCCGGCUGGGCACAGCAUCUGCAGGGAGCCCAGCGCAUCUUCCUGCGUGCCCCCCGUGCCAACCGGGCACUGCUCUUCGGCGGCAGGAACCCCCCUCUGCACAAGGACGACCCACGCGUCUACAACAUCCCCUUCAGCACCCGCAGAGCCACCUUCAGGGAGGUGCUGCGGGUGCACGUGGCCCUGGCCACCCUGCAGGUGUAUGGGAAGGACACAGCGGUGGCGGAUCUCGCUGGCUCCCCCCGGAAGGGCUGGAGGAAAGUGCCGUGUGCGCCGGUGGAAGAGCCCCAGCAGGGUGACGCCAGCACCCCGUCGGAGGAGGAGGAGAGCCAGGCUGGGGAGCUGGAGACGGUGGAGGUGACGCUGAGCACGCUGCAGCUCCAGGAGUUUGAGGUGAUGCCUAAGCGAAGCCGCAAGAGGAGGAAGAAGAAAAACAAAGUGGGGAGAGGGGCCUGCGCCGAGGGGCCAGGAGGCCACGAAGAGCCCGAGGGCUCAGCACCGCAGCCAGGAGCAGGGAUGGUGGCGGAGCCCCAGGAUGGGCCUGGGGCAGAGCCUGCUCCCUGGGAGAAUGGAGAAACGCUGCUGGGCCAGCUCCGUGACGCCCUGUUCACGGCCUGCAAGACGGGGGAUGCGGGGACGCUGCGGCGCCUCCUGGGUGCGGCGGAGAGUGGGGCCCCCCCUGCGGGCAGCGAGGAUGGUGCUGUGGGGCAGCCCCAAGGCCACCCUGGCAGGGUGCAGAGUGAGGGGUCAGAGCCCACCUGUGCGGCCCCUGGGCUCCUCUCGCUGCUCAGCGAGCCCAUCGACGGGACCGGCUUCACCCUGCUGCACGUGGCGGCUGCGGCAGGGAAGGGGGCGGCCGUGCGACUGCUGCUGGAGGCUGGUGCCGACCCUGCGCUCAGGGACUGGCAGGAGCGACCUCCGUAUUGCGUCUCUGCCGACAAGUCGACACGCAACGUCUUCCGCAGGUUCAUGGUGGAUCACCCAGCCAAGUACGACUACAGGCGGGCCAAGGUGCCCGGGCCCCUGACGGCGGAGAUGGAGGCCGGGCGGCUGGAGAAGCAGCGGGCGCAGAAAGCACAGCGGAAGCAGUGGGCGCAGGAGCAGGAGGAGAAGCGGCGCUUUGCGGCCCUGCCAGACCGGGAGAAGAGGGCCCUCGCUGCCGAGCGGAGACUGGCUGCCCAGCUGUCGGACACGGGCGCGGCUCUCGCCAACACCAGACGCUGCUGGCAGUGUGGCGAGUCCCUGCUGGGCCGGAUCCCCUUCCACUACCUCGACUUCUCCUUCUGCUCCACGGGCUGCCUGCAGGCUCACCGCCGGGGCCGCGCCGGGCCCACCUAGCGCCCGCGCCGCCGGGAAGGCAGGCAGCUGCCGAGCGCAACGGGGGUUGUGUGGAAGUGGACAGUCGCCUGCCAGGUGCUGGGGGGGGGGCGCUGGGAGCUCCCGGGGGGCUGAGCCCGAGUGUAAAUCCCUGUCGCAGCUCAAGGCCUCCUUCCCAGCACGGGGGGCAGCCCCAUGCCCCUGCCUCAACGGGAAGGGGAUCAUGGCGCAGGAUGGGUUGGGUGGGGGGCGAGCACCGACCCCUGGGCAGGAGCGUCACCGGAACACGGGGUCAGGGUCCUGUUCUGGGGCAGGGGGUGCUGAAGGGGCAGCGUGGCUGGUGGAUCGAUGGAGGAGGGACUAGACGGCUCAACGCUGGUGCUGUGCGAUCCACCUGAGUGUGCCCCACAAGCUGGGCUGAGGGUGGUUAAUGAUGGGCAGCUUGGCUCAGGGCAGCAGCCCCUUGCCCUGGGGGGAGCUCCCUGCAGCACCCUGGGCCCUGCCCGGCACCCAUGAAUCCUCCCCUUUACCCAGGGGCUGAGCUGGCUGGCCCGGGGUAGCCCAAGCGGUGACUGACUCAGGACGCUGCCCCUAAAGCUCAGCCCAGCACGCGCCUGCCCUUGCUGCUGGAUCUGGGGAAGGGGGGGAAGGUGAUAUAGCCCCCGCACCGCUUCCCCCUUGUCCUGCAGAGGUGGGGGAGGAACCCCCCCCCCCCCAGUGCCCAAGGUCCUAGUCACCCCCUGGGUGCUGGGGGCCAUGUUGUGGACGGGUGCCCGGUUUUUCCCCAGGGUGCAGUACCUUGACCCCAGUACCCUGAGCAAGCCCCCAAUGGCCCUUGAGUGCCCCCCGGGGCUCUGAACCCGGGCUCUGGCUCAGGGUGGCUCGGCUGGUGCCCCCGUGGUCACUCAGAGCUGUUCACGACCCGUGAGGUUUGCGGUGAACCACCCUGGGGCGGGCACGGCGCCAGGGUGACAGAACACGCCGGACACGGCAGGGAAGGCACGAGAUUUUCUUUGUUUUACCAGGUAAUAAAAUGUAACCCUUGGUGCCCAGCCUGGGGGGGGAGUCGGCAGGCGGGAAACCAGCGCCGCAGGAGUAGCCCCCGCGGCACGUGGCCGCAACACACCCCGCACCGGGCAAUAAAGGGCAAGCCAAAGCCGCAGGCAGUGAA